This is a messenger RNA of Chrysochloris asiatica (Cape golden mole), 1267 nucleotides long. RefSeq names its product olfactomedin-like 3 (gene OLFML3). The record is from RefSeq and is a predicted model, not a curated record. Lineage: Eukaryota; Metazoa; Chordata; Mammalia; Afrosoricida; Chrysochloridae. Gene Ontology annotation, biological process: signal transduction. The transcript is spliced from 3 exons. The coding region runs from base 1 to 1221 and encodes 406 amino acids.
AUGGGGCCCAGCACUCCUUUCCUCGUCUUGCUGCUUCUGUCGUGGUCAGGACCCUUUCAAGGACAGCAGCACCACCUUGUGGAGUACAUGGAACGUCGACUAGCUGCCUUAGAGGAACGGCUGGCCCAGUGCCAGGACCAGAACAGUCGCCAUGCAGCUGAACUGCGGGACUUCAAGAACAAGAUGCUGCCGCUGCUAGAGAUCGCUGAGAAGGAGCGAGAGGCGCUCCGAACUGAGGCUGACUCCAUCGCAGGGAGAGUUGAUCGUCUAGAACGGGAGGUUGACUAUCUGGAGACUCAGAGCCCUGCUUUACCCUGUGUAGAGGUUGAUGAGAAGGUGACCGGAGGUCCUGGGACCAAAGGCAAGGGCAGAAAAAAUGAGAAGUAUGAUAUGCUGACAGACUGUAGCUACACAAUCUCUCAGGUGAAAUCAGUGAAGAUCCUGAAGCGCUACGGUGGCUCAGCUGGUCUGUGGACCAAAGAUCCAUUGGGGCCAGCAGAGAAGAUCUACGUGUUAGAUGGGACACAGAAUGACACGGCCUUUGUCUUCCCGAGGCUGCGUGACUUCUCCCUUUCCAUGGCUGCCCGGAAAGCCUCCCGAGUCCGGGUGCCCUUCCCCUGGGUAGGCACUGGGCAGCUGGUCUAUGGUGGCUUCCUCUACUAUGCACGGAGGCCUCCUGGUGGACCCGGAGGGGGUGGUGAGUUGGAGAGCACUCUGCAGCUCAUCAAAUUCCACCUGGCAAACCGAACAGUGGUGGACAGUUCUGUGUUCCCAGCAGAAGGGCUGAUCCCCCCGUACGGGCUGACAGCAGACACUUACAUUGACUUGGCAGCUGAUGAGGAGGGCCUAUGGGCUAUCUAUGCCACCCAGGAGGAUGAUAGGCACUUGUGUCUGGCCAAGCUAGACCCCCAGACACUGGACACAGAGCAGCAGUGGGACACGCCAUGCCCCAGGGAAAAUGCCGAGGCUGCUUUUGUCAUCUGUGGAACCCUGUAUGUCGUCUAUAACACCCGCCCUGCCAGUCGGGCCCGCAUCCAGUGCUCCUUUGAUGCCAGUGGCACCCUGAGCCCUGAACGAGCAGCACUACCUUAUUUCCCCCGCAGAUACGGUGCCCAUGCCAGCCUCCGCUAUAACCCCCGAGAGCGCCAACUCUAUGCCUGGGAUGAUGGCUACCAGAUUGUCUACAAACUGGAGAUGAGGAAGAAAGAGGAGGAAGUUUGAGGAGCUAGCUUUGUUUUGUGAAUCUCUCUCACUCUUGUACAUUUAU